GCCGGAAAGUGUUGGGUAUUCUGAGAAAUGAAUAUUCCUGAAUGUAAGAAACAAUUUUCGGGACGUGAAGAUUGCUUCGAAGAGAAAGACGUUCGAUAAAAGAAUGACUUUUCUUGGUUUUACUUACACGGCUGGAAGAGACAAGAUGGCGGCCACUCCAUCACCUGUGAUAAAGAGGAAGACGAGCAGAAAAUGGCGGUGAUGCGAAAAGCCUUCCAGAUGUUCGACACAACGAAGAGCGGCUUCAUCGACACCCUAAAGAUCUCAACUAUCCUGAACACGAUGGGUCAGCUCUUCGACGACGCCGACCUCAACUCCCUGAUCGAAGAAAACGAUCCCGAAAGAACCGGCAAAGUCAACUUCGACGGAUUCUGCAAGAUCGCCGGCCGCUUCCUUGAAGAAGAGGAUGCCGAAGCCAUGCAGGAAGAACUUAAGGAAGCUUUCAGGCUUUACGAUCGCGAGGGAAACGGAUAUAUCACCACCGCAACCCUGAAGGAGAUCCUCGCCGCUCUCGAUGAUAAACUGACCAACUCUGAUCUCGAUGGAAUCAUCGCUGAAAUUGAUACCGACGGUUCUGGCACCGUAGACUUCGAUGAGUUCAUGGAGAUGAUGACCGGAGAAUGAAGGACCUCGGGGAGUUUCGAGGACCAAGAAGAUCGGAGGGGAUCAGAGGCCAUCUUCGGGGACCUUCUUCGAGGUCGAAGGUUAUUCGAAGCCGAGGGUCCUUCCUGGUGUGACUUCGCGUCAUCGGAUCGUUACCAUCGGCGACCUGAGACUAUUAAUAAAGUUAUUACCUGGUGCUAUUUUCAA
Messenger RNA from Orussus abietinus, 810 nucleotides. RefSeq names its product troponin C (gene TpnC25D). Gene Ontology annotation, molecular function: enzyme regulator activity; calcium ion binding. Lineage: Eukaryota; Metazoa; Arthropoda; Insecta; Hymenoptera; Orussidae. The transcript has 3 exons. Bases 193 to 624 code for a protein of 143 amino acids. The record is from RefSeq and is a predicted model, not a curated record.